GCGGCAGCGGCAGCGGCAGCGGCAGCGGCAGCGGCAGCGGCAGCGGCAGCGGCAGCGGCAGCGGCAGCGGCAGCGGCGGCGGGACGAGCAGGAGCGGCGGCGCGGACCCGAGCCCGGAGCCCAGCGCCUGGCUGAGUAGAUGUCCAUGAGGAGCCCGGGCUCUUCCCAGCUGGCCCUGGAUGGCGCUGGCACCAUGGUGAACUGCAGCAUCAAGGCAGAGGGGAGGAAGGAGCCUUACCAGGAAGCCCCACAGGGCCCGGUUGCUACAGCCGAACCCCAGCCCAGAGACCAAGCCUGGAGCCCCCAGGAUGCUGCUGACUCCCAAGCUCCAGCCCAGGAUCGCAGCUUCCCUGAGAGCAGUGGGUCCCCAGAACCCAAGAGACCAGGGGCGUCUGAAGUGGCGUCUGGAAGCCAGGAGAAGCUGGACUUCAACCGGAACUUAAAAGAAGUCGUGCCAGCCAUUGAGAAGCUGUUUUCCAGUGACUGGAAGGAGAGGUUUCUGGGAAGGAGCUCUGUGGAGACCAAAGAUGUCAAAGGGACCCAGGAGAGCCUGGCGGAGAAGGAGCUGCAGCUCCUGGUUAUGAUCCACCAGCUGUCCACCCUGCGCGACCAGCUCCUGACGGCCCACUCAGAGCAGAAGAACAUGGCGGCCAUGCUGUUCGAAAAGCAGCAGCAGCAGAUGGAGCUGGCCCGGCAACAGCAGGAGCAGAUCGCGAAGCAACAGCAGCAGCUCAUUCAGCAGCAGCAUAAGAUCAACCUCCUUCAGCAGCAGAUACAGCAGGUCAACAUGCCUUAUGUCAUGAUCCCGGCCUUUCCCCCAAGCCACCAGCCUCUGCCCGUCGCCCCCGACUCCCAGCUGGCUCUGCCCAUCCAGCCAAUCCCCUGCAAACCUGUAGAGUACCCACUGCAGCUGCUGCACAGCCCACCUGCCCCCGUGGUAAAGAGGCCAGGGGCACUGGCCCCCCACCACCCGCUGCAGGAGCCCUCCCAGCCCCUGAACCUCACAGCCAAGCCCAAGGCUCCCGAUCUGCCCAGCACCGCCAGCUCCCCCAGCCUGAAGCUAAGCAACUGUGGGCCCCGCCCCCCCAGCCACGGGGCUCCCACAAGGGACCUGCAGUCUAGUGCCCCCAACCUGCCUUUGGGCUUCCUUGGUGAGGGGGACACCGUCACCAAGGCCAUCCAGGACGCUCGACAGCUGCUGCACAGCCACAGCGGGGCCUUGGACAGCUCCCCCAGCACCCCCUUCCGCAAGGACCUCAUCAGCCUGGACACGUCCCCAGCCAAGGAGCGGCUGGAGGAGAGCUGUGUGCACCCCCUAGAGGAAGCCAUGCUGAGCUGUGACAUGGACGGCUCCCGCCACUUCCCGGAGUCCAGGAACAGCAGCCACAUCAAGAGGCCCAUGAACGCCUUCAUGGUGUGGGCGAAGGACGAGCGGAGGAAGAUCCUCCAAGCCUUCCCGGACAUGCACAACUCCAGCAUCAGCAAGAUCCUGGGCUCCCGGUGGAAGUCCAUGACAAACCAGGAGAAGCAGCCCUACUACGAGGAGCAGGCGCGGCUGAGUCGGCAGCACCUGGAGAAGUACCCCGACUACAAGUACAAGCCGCGGCCCAAGCGCACCUGCAUCGUGGAGGGCAAGCGGCUGCGGGUGGGCGAGUACAAGGCACUGAUGCGGACGCGGCGCCAGGAUGCACGCCAGACCUACGUCACCCCCCCACAGGCUGGCCAGAUGCAGAUGAGCACCUCGGAUGUCCUGUACCCUCGGGUGGCGGGCGUGCCCCUGGCACAGCCCCUGGUGGAGCACUAUGUGCCCCGGAGCCUGGACCCCAACAUGCCCGUCAUCGUGAACACCUGCAGCCUCAGGGAGGAGGGAGAGGGCGCUGAGGACCGGCACUCGGUGGCAGACGGUGAGAUGUACCGGUACAGCGAGGACGAGGACUCAGAGGGCGAGGACAAGAGCGACGGGGAGCUGGUGGUACUCACGGACUGACCCCCACCUCCAGCCCGGGGACUCAGCCAGCCUGCCUGGACUGUUGGUACUUGGACCCGGGCAUGCCUGGGGGUGGGCACAGACAGCUGUGCGCUUGUAGAUAGCUCGUGUGGGGAGACACGCCUUCCCCACCACACCCAUGGGCACACUGAGCAGCUC
Erinaceus europaeus (western European hedgehog) is the source of this 2146-nucleotide messenger RNA. It is a transcript of the gene SOX13, whose product is annotated as SRY-box transcription factor 13. Gene Ontology annotation, cellular component: nucleus. The record is from RefSeq and is a predicted model, not a curated record. Gene Ontology annotation, biological process: cell fate commitment; regulation of transcription by RNA polymerase II. The transcript has 14 exons. NCBI's taxonomy places the organism in Eukaryota, Metazoa, Chordata, Mammalia, Eulipotyphla, Erinaceidae. The coding region runs from base 140 to 1987 and encodes 615 amino acids. Gene Ontology annotation, molecular function: DNA-binding transcription factor activity, RNA polymerase II-specific; RNA polymerase II cis-regulatory region sequence-specific DNA binding.